Bradysia coprophila is the source of this 1175-nucleotide messenger RNA. RefSeq lists its product as uncharacterized. Gene Ontology annotation, biological process: regulation of transcription by RNA polymerase II. NCBI's taxonomy places the organism in Eukaryota, Metazoa, Arthropoda, Insecta, Diptera, Sciaridae. The record is from RefSeq and is a predicted model, not a curated record. Gene Ontology annotation, cellular component: nucleus; transcription regulator complex.
UCAUAAAAGCGAAAGUUUGCAAACAAAAUUAGGAAAUAAAUCCGAAUCCGUCACAAGAAAUUGGUUUGGCUGUCAGCACUGCUGAAUGACAUUUACAAAACAACAAAAAAAUCAAAACAAAAACAUUUUGCUGCCGUUUGACCCGUUUGACAAACAGUGUCCACGAUUGUACACAAAACAAAAAAACCGAUCAAAACAGACAAAGGGGAUAUGGUCAAUCGAAUGAAUGACAACAGUUCCAUUGAUAUUGUCCAGCUGAUACAAACGGUCGAAAGUAAGCCAAUCUUGUACGACAAAUCGCAAAGUGACUACUCAAAUGUCGUGCUCCGGGACGAUACAUGGAUGGAAAUUGCCAAAAUUCUCAAAUCAACCGAUCUGGAAUGUAAAAGGAAAUGGAAUUAUUUGCGUGGCAAAUUCGCCCGAGAAAUCAAGACUGACGCCAAUGGAUCUCUGUACUUCCAAAUGCCCGUAGAAAAUGACAGCUCAGACGAUUCUCAUUGGCCUUACUUCAAAAAUAUGCUCUUCCUACUACCUCACUGCAAAAAGCGAUCAAAAGCCACCUCGAGCACAGAAACCGUCAAGGAAAAUGCCGAAACAACGGAACCGCCAACAAUGAAACGGAAAAAUGCCUCACCGUCCACAUCCACCACCACAACCACGUAUUUGGAGGUGGAAGAGAGUGAUGAUCACAUCCGAGAACACGAGGGCGAAUCGUCGAAUUCGUACAAGGACAACGAACUGAAAAGUUCCCAUGAAUUUAUCCAAGUUCGCGAACAAUUCCCAAUCACAUCGUCCGGUCUUCCGAUGCACACCACCAUAAUUUCCACGAACGACAGCGACAUUGACGCCGACAAAGUGAUAAUAUUCGAAGACGGAUCGAUAAAGCGACGGAAAUUCAAAGAAAUGGUUGAAGAUACGGUUGCCGAUGUAUUGUCGACGGUGCGUGACUGUGUGGAUCGACAGAAUACAGCCAGUUCAACCGAUUCAUCGUCUGCCCAAACCCAUGCCAUGUUAAACCAUUUUUCACGUUUCGUCGCAAGUUCACUGAUUGGUUUGCCGUCGAAAAAGCGGAAUGCUGCCAUAGCACACAUAACUGCCUAUUUAACAGAUGUAAGAAGUGAGGAAGAUUUAUAGAAACCAACACAAGUGGGCAAAAUACAAAAUCUCGCAAUUUU